CUGGCGCUGUACAUGCUCUUAAGCCCAACCCAAAAUCAGAAUAAAACUAAAAUAAAAUAAUUUCACCGCAAUACACAAUCGCUUCCCGUUUCCCGUCCUCCCCUCCCCUCUCUUCUUCUUCUUCCUCAGACUCUUGUUCAGUUUCGUUUUCUUCAUUUGAUUGGUUCUUGCUCUUCAUUUUCAUUUUUUUCCAGUUCUUCUUGUGUAUCCAGUUACCCAGCCCUCCCCCUUCUUCGGCCCUUCUUCUUCCUUUUCAGUUCGUCUUCUUCGGAAGCUGAUGCUUGAGGUGUUAAAUAUCAGCAUUUGGUCAUUUUGAAGAGAAUCUCCACACAGUAUGCAGAGAAGAAUAAUAUGGAAAACUUACAAUUUUACAAGAUUUUAUUGUCAACUUGAUCAAAAGGCGUGUUUUGAAUCAGAGAGAACCCUUACCUUAGUAGGUGAUUCAGAUGAUCCUUUGUAUGCGGAUGUACCGAGACCUCCAAGAAAAAUGUCAGAGAGGAAGCCUUAUCCUACACCCAUGAAGGUUUUGAUUCAAAGAGCGAAGGAGGAGAAAGAAGCCCGAAAGGCCCAGCCUUGUAGGAUGCUUGAAGAACCUCCUGAUAAUGGAUUGUUGGUCCCUGAAUUGGUUGAGGUGGCUCAUCAAGUUUACCGAGCUCGACAAUCGGUCCUGUUUGGCUUGUCAAAGCUUCUUCAAGUUGUUCCUGUCCAACGGUGCAGGUUUUGCUCCGAAGUUCACAUUGGCCAUGCGGGUCAUGAAAUCCGAACUUGCACUGGCCCAAAUAGUGGUUUUCGGAGUGCUUCACAUGUUUGGAAGAAGGGAGGAGUUCAAGAUGUGGUUUCCUUUCCUAAAUGCUUCCAUCUUUAUGAUCGUGUUGGAAAACCAAGAGUUGGGCAUGACGAGAGGUAUCGAAUCCCACGGAUCCCUGCCAUUUUGGAGCUCUGUAUACAGGCUGGUCUAGAGAUUGACGAGUACCCAACAAAGAGAAGAACGAGACCUGUAUAUUGUAUUGAAGGAAGAAUUGUGGACUUUGAGAUGGUUAACAAAAUGGAUGAAAUGGAUAGAAACUCAUAUCCUGGGAUUGUUGAUACCCUAGUAGAUCCUGAUGUAGGAACUAAUAUGGAAGAAUUGAGAAAUUCAGCUUCACCGAGUCAUACUAACUGUGUAGAUAAAUCAAGUGAUAAAGUGGGGAAAUCUUUGACCGAGUUGAGUAGUACUACAAUGGGCUCAUGGUUUGAGAUGAUAUCCGGAGCAAAGAAUAUCAUGGAGAAAUACAGUGUGAAGACUUGUGGAUAUUGUUUAGAGGUCCAGGUGGGUCCCAAGGGGCACAAAGUGAGGAUGUGCAAGGCAUCAAAGCAUCAAUCUCGUAAUGGUUUGCAUGCAUGGCAAGAAGCAACAAUAGAAGAUUUUGUAGGUCUGAACUAUGUUUGGCAUGUCCGAGACGUAAAUUGUCCUGCUCUGGAUAACAACCUAAAGAGGUAUUAUGGCAAGGCUCCAGCUGUGGUGGAGCUAUGUGUGCAGGCAGGUGCACCUGUUCCGGAUGAAUAUAGGAGUAUGAUGAGAUUAGAUGUGGCUUCCCCUGAACGUGAUGAGGUUGAUCUUGUUGCUUGAUAUAAAGUUCCUGUAUGCAGAUGGAUGUGAUAUACUAAAGAGAUGUUAAAAGGGGUUCUGCUGCUCUUCCAUAUUGUGUCUGAAAGCUGCGAGUAAUUAGAGGGGAGGAAAGCUUAUUCGAAGACAUUUCUACUUCCAUAUUGUCUUAGAAAUGUGUGUGUUCUCUCUGCAGGUUUAGGUAGUCCAUAGGUUAAUUUGAUUGCACUGCCCUUACUUCUGUAGUUUCUGUUGCUCGAAUUUGUCGAGCAAAAGAGAGAACUAGUCUCAGAGGUAUGAGCAUACAUGUAUGCAUAAUAAAUCAUUUUUUAGGUCAUCAUAGUAACAUUACGAGGUAAUUUUAGACAUAAGAAGGAUACAACCUUUAUGCA
Prunus persica (peach) is the source of this 1977-nucleotide messenger RNA. RefSeq names its product APO protein 3, mitochondrial. Gene Ontology annotation, molecular function: RNA binding. The record is from RefSeq and is a predicted model, not a curated record. Lineage: Eukaryota; Viridiplantae; Streptophyta; Magnoliopsida; Rosales; Rosaceae. The coding region runs from base 335 to 1609 and encodes 424 amino acids. The transcript has 3 exons.